Silurus meridionalis is the source of this 1833-nucleotide messenger RNA. RefSeq names its product tumor necrosis factor receptor superfamily member 14-like. NCBI's taxonomy places the organism in Eukaryota, Metazoa, Chordata, Actinopteri, Siluriformes, Siluridae. Gene Ontology annotation, biological process: positive regulation of cytokine production involved in immune response; negative regulation of alpha-beta T cell proliferation; positive regulation of peptidyl-tyrosine phosphorylation. The record is from RefSeq and is a predicted model, not a curated record. Bases 297 to 1025 code for a protein of 242 amino acids. Gene Ontology annotation, molecular function: protein binding. Gene Ontology annotation, cellular component: external side of plasma membrane. The transcript is spliced from 8 exons.
AAAAAAAAAAGGCAGGGGGGGCGUUUUUUUUUAUUUACGUGAUAGAAAAUUCGGAUUACAUUCGGGUUUUUUUUUUAAGUUAAGAAAAAACAAAGAAUGUUCAGGGAAAACAGGAGCUAAACUGGUUAUUAAAGGAAAAUUCCGUCUACUGCGACUCUGACUGUGAAAAAAAUAGUGAAAAUUUAGGACUGCUAGACGAAGGAAGGGACUUUCACACGAAAGCCAAAGAAAACGACAGUCUACCGCGGCCACGGUUUUAUUGGUUGAACUGUUGUAUUUUUCUCUCCCCAAAGAUAAUGAAAUCCACGUUUCUGCCACUUCAUUUGUACAUAAUCGGUGUUUAUGCUCGUAACACAUUUGGAGCAUCAUGCAGGCAUGGUGAAUAUCUAUCAAAAGCUGAAGAAUGCUGUCCAAUGUGUAAUAUAGGGUUGGUGGUUCUCGGAGACUGUACUGGUGAUUACAGUACAACAUGUGCUCCUUGUACUAAAGGAACAUUCAUGAAUGUGCGUAAUCGUCUAACAAGUUGUUUUCUAUGUAAAACCUGUGACAGAGGGCUUUACAUUUUGCAAAACUGUAGCACAAUAAAGGACACAGUCUGUGAGGUCUUGGAUGGGUAUUACUGUGUACAGCACUCAGAUGGAGAAUGUUCUCUUGCAAUGAAACACAGUGAGUGUAAACCAGGAGAACAAAUAAAAACUCUAGGCACUAAAUCCUCAGACACAGUUUGUGAAGCGUGUCCAUCAGGAUUUUAUUCCCCUAAAGGUGUGAGAUGCUUUAAAUGGAAUGACUGUUCACUCAAUAAUGAGAUUGUGGAUGAAGAAGGAACUUCUAUUACAGAUGUUAAAUGCAAACGAUUAAGAAAGAGAUUUGGUCUUAUAGCAGCUUUUCUCAUAAGUGCAGUUCCUUUACUGUUAUUAUCUUCAUAUUGGAUGCACAGAGGAGACACAAAUAGAGAAUUAAAAGCCAUGAAGUCCAAGGAAAUCUGUAGACCUCAGAGGCAGAAUUGUGUCCAGGCACUGAUCUAGAGAAGAGUACAGAGAAGUUUCUGCAACAUUGAAGCUCCCAAUGAGCACAGUGACCUCCAUCAUCCAUAUCUGGGAAAAGUUCGAAACACCAGGACUCCUAGAGCGGUCAACCCGACCCAACUGAGUGAUUGGGUGAGCAGAGCUUUAUGCAGGGACGUGACCAGGAGGAGGAGAUCACUCUGAAAGAGCUCCAGCGUUUCUCUGUGUAGGAGAACCUUCCAGCACUUCACUAUUUAGGCCUGUAUGGUAGAGUGGCCAGACGGAAGCCACUUCUCAGUGAAAGUCAGAUGACAGCCCAUGUGAUGCCCACGAAAGUGUACCCACAUUGUGUAUUAGUUGUUUCUUUUGUAGUUAAUUUUUAUUAUACACUCUUUUUUUCAAGAUUUAUUUUUGCAUAACAUGUAAUGUUAAACAGUAACAUAUACAUGCAAUUAUACCUCUGCGCCUGUAGGGGGGGGCAAUGGGACUAGUUUGCCUAUGCAUCACCGGAAAUUUCUCUCAUAACUGAGAAAGAUUUAAUGAAGGCAAGCCACAGUUUCUGUCAUCCUUUUUGUUCUCCACUUUUCAAGUGGGUAAUAUGUUUAAAACUUAACCAAAGUUGUUGUUAUGACUUUGUGAACAUUCAGAGACACUUUUGGUGUUAGUGUAGAGAGUUUUUUCCACAAGGCUGGAUAAAUGCUAAUAAAAUAAAUGCUAAUGCUGUUUAGCAAAGGUAACGCGGCACCGCGCUAGUGUGGGCAAGUAGUACUUUAUGUGAGGUUUGUGUAGGCCACGUGCUUAUAUUUUCACGAGUCAAAAUGUGAUAUCA